This is a messenger RNA of Drepanopeziza brunnea f. sp. 'multigermtubi' MB_m1, 642 nucleotides long. RefSeq lists its product as uncharacterized. NCBI's taxonomy places the organism in Eukaryota, Fungi, Ascomycota, Leotiomycetes, Helotiales, Drepanopezizaceae. Gene Ontology annotation, biological process: endoplasmic reticulum to Golgi vesicle-mediated transport; retrograde vesicle-mediated transport, Golgi to endoplasmic reticulum; vesicle fusion with Golgi apparatus. Gene Ontology annotation, molecular function: SNAP receptor activity. The record is from RefSeq and is a predicted model, not a curated record. Gene Ontology annotation, cellular component: ER to Golgi transport vesicle membrane; endoplasmic reticulum membrane; endoplasmic reticulum-Golgi intermediate compartment.
AUGAUAUACGCCACGCAAAUCGCUCGGCUGGAUGGCCUCAUGCUCUGUGCCGACGAGGGAAACGAUUCAUCUCUCGAUGAGGUCAAGAGCCAAGUCAAGCAGGUUCUCCGGAGACUGAAUCGGACCUCCGAGUCGCAGGCCACCGUCGAGAGCAGCCAAUACACAUUUCACUACCUCAUCUUCCAAGACAUCAUCUACCUCUGCAUCACUGCGCACUCAUACCCCCGCAAGCUUGCCUUCACUUACCUUUCGGACCUCUCCAACGAGUUCAGCACUACCUACCCCUCGCAGCAGCUCCUCUCGCCCACCAUGCGCCCCUACGCCUUCAUGGAGUUCGACACGUUCAUCAACCGCACCAAGGGCACCUACUCGGACACGCGCGCCACGCAGAACCUGGACAAGCUGAACGACGAGCUCAGCGAUGUCACCAAGGUUAUGAAGAAGAACAUUGAGGACCUGCUGUACCGCGGAGACAGCCUGGAGCGCAUGGGCGAGGUCAGCUCCCGCCUGCGAGAAGACGCAAGCAAGUACCGCAAGGCCGCCGUGAGGAUCAACUGGGAGCUGCUUCUGAAGCAGUACGGACCGCUUGGUGGAUUGGGCUUAUUCAUCGUGCUGUUCAUGUACUGGAGAUUCUUCUGGUGA